Messenger RNA from Austrofundulus limnaeus, 814 nucleotides. It is a transcript of the gene fgf16, whose product is annotated as fibroblast growth factor 16. Gene Ontology annotation, molecular function: growth factor activity. NCBI's taxonomy places the organism in Eukaryota, Metazoa, Chordata, Actinopteri, Cyprinodontiformes, Rivulidae. The record is from RefSeq and is a predicted model, not a curated record.
AACUCCGUUAGUUGCAAAAGUAGACGAGAGAAAAAAAAAGUUGGUCUGAAAGUGCGCGUGAAGUGGCGCAAACUGGUGCGCGUAAAAAGAAGAAGGGGAUGCCAGCCAGGCCAGGCGUGGCUUGUCUCUGAAUGUCCAAUGUGAGGGCGCGUGGGGAGGAUGUAUAUAUUAGAGUCCUGUCGUUUGAUAAACACACAUAUCAAACUCAUGAUUACAGCAGAGGACUAUCUAUAACCUGACAAAGAGGUUUUUUUUUCUUUUUUUUCCCUUUUUGGAGGAGUACCUACUGCUGCGCGCUCUGGAUAUUGUUUUAUUUUAUUUUUUAUACUUUUUUUUUUUUAGCCUGAAUGGAUCAGACUUCUUCUUGUGUAAACUUUCUAACUCACUCCAUAUCCACCUGAAAAUGCCUUCGCUGAAUUUGACAGCUGUGCACACCAUGGCGGAGGUGGGCACGUUCCUGGGGACGCACGACUUGGAUUUCCAGAGCUUUCCUUCGCUGGGGAACAGCAUGCCUCUGCCGGAGCCCCCCGUGGGGCUGAGCGAGCGGCUGGGCCAGAAUGAAGGCAGGCUGCAGCAGGGGUCCCCCACAGACUUCGGCCACCUUAAAGGGAUCCUCAGGCGGCGGCAGCUCUACUGCAGGGCCGGCUUCCACCUGGAGAUCCUGCCCAACGGCACCGUGCACGGCACGAGACAGGACCACAGCAGGUUUGGUAUCCUGGAGUUCAUCAGCCUGGCAGUGGGUCUUGUCAGCAUCAGGGGGGUGGACGCUGGACUCUACCUGGGCAUGAACGAGAAAGGAGAGCUCUACGGGUCG